CUCUUGGAGAGUGCUAGCUUGUCUGCCCAAGAUUUUGGAAGGACAACCGCCGUCUUAUCAGCAGCGAGCACCCCGAUCAUGGCUUAGUUAAGUACGUGGCUAGUGCUCGACCUUGUCCAUCGGUUCAGCACAGUUGCUGUCGAACUAUCCAAUCCUUUCUACCCUCUCACUAUUCUCAUGCUGCACUGAUGCGGACAGAGCUCCCGACAUUGCGGUCAACAUGGACGCCUUCAAAGCCCGAUCCCCCUUCAAGCGAACGCAGACUGGGGAUGGGGCCAAGACCGAAACCAAGGAUUAUGGUGUCACUGGCGAUACAACAGAGCUUCCAGCAUACAACAACCAGGAUGUCGAAAGACGGGCCUCAGUUGCUUCGUAUAAUGUCAGCGGCGUUCACGAUGAUACACACAGGAGAUUGAAGCCGCGACACAUUCAACUCAUCGGCAUUGGUGGGACUAUUGGCACUGCGCUCUAUGUGCAAAUUGGCAGAGGCUUGCUCAAUGGCGGUCCCGGUAGUUUAUUCAUUGCCUUCACCUUCUGGUGUUCCGUGGUCCUGGCUGUGACGCUUUGUAUGGCCGAAAUGGUUACCUACUUGCCCAUCUCGUCGCCUUUCAUUCGUUUUGCUGGGCGAUAUGUUGAUGAAUCUUUCGGCUUUGCCGCCGGGUGGAACUUCUUCGUCUUUGAGGCAAUUCUGGUCCCUUUCGAAAUCACCGCUUGCGAUGUCAUUAUUCGAUUCUGGUCCGAUGCAUUACCCACCGGCGCCGUCAUUGCCAUUAUCAUUGUGCUAUACGCUUGCAUCAACCUCGUCAAUGUAAAGUGGUACGGCGAGGUCGAGUUCUGGGCCGCCUUAGGCAAAGUGUUGCUCAUCAUCGGCCUCAUCAUCUUCACAUUCAUUGUGAUGCUUGGUGGCAAUCCCCUAGGAGACCGUUUUGGCUUCAGAUACUGGAAUAAUCCAGGCGCAUUCAAGCCUCUGUAUUACGAAGGCAACCUAGGCUACUUCCUCGGAUUCCUGCAAUGCUUAAUCCAGGCAUCCUUCACCAUCGCUGGCCCUGAUUAUGUCUCAAUGGCAGCUGGUGAGGCGGAGAAUCCACGAAAAGUCAUGCCCAAGGCUUACAAUGCUGUCUUCUACCGCUUGACUACCUUCUUCGUUCUGGGUGCCCUCUGCGUCGGUAUUUUGGUGCCAUACAACGAUGCAGAACUGACAGCGGCUUUUGAGGAUGGCCUUCCAGGUGCCGCAGCUUCGCCGUACGUCGUGGCCAUGAAUCGUCUCCGCAUCGAUGUCCUUCCACACAUCGUGAAUGCUCUGGUUUUGGCAUCUGCGUUCUCUGCCGGAAACAGCUACAUGUACUGCGCAUCUCGCAGCCUCUUCGGCCUCGCACUCGAAGGCAAAGCACCGAAGCUCAUGAUCAAGACCAAUAGGAUUGGUGUUCCUUACAAUACUGUGAUCGCUAUUCUUGCAAUCUGCCUGCUGGCAUUCCUCUCAGUCAGCUCUGGCUCUGCAAAGGUCCUUGGCUGGUUCGUCAAUCUCAUCACCGCCUCGCAACUGAUCAACUUUGCCAUCAUGUGCUUCACCUUCCUAAUGUGGAUGCGGGCACUGAAGGCCCAGGGUAUCAGUCGCGAUUCGCUCCCGUACAAAUCCAUUGGCCAGCCGUACGUUGCAAUCUACGGAUUCUGCUGGACUGCGGUCAUGGCCAUUGUUGGUGGCUACACCGUGUUCCUUCCUGGAUCCUGGGAAGCUUCCACGUUUGUCUUUAGCUACUUCAUGGUCUUCCUCACGCCCGUUCUCUUUGUCGGAUGGAAGCUCAUUCAUCGGACCAAGUGGUACAAGCCGGAGGAAGUUGACCUGCAGGGUGAGGUCAAGGAGAUUGAAGAGUAUCAACGGAACUUCGUUCAAGCACCUUACAGGAAUGUGUUCGACAAGAUCUUCAAUAAGAUGUUUGGCGGCUGAAAGAAGCGAGUUUAGAGCAGGAGAACAGUACAUAGCUGAAGCAUCUGUUUUAACAUCACGACUGUAUG
Messenger RNA from Pseudocercospora fijiensis CIRAD86, 2013 nucleotides. RefSeq lists its product as uncharacterized. Gene Ontology annotation, molecular function: amino acid transmembrane transporter activity. The transcript has 4 exons. Lineage: Eukaryota; Fungi; Ascomycota; Dothideomycetes; Mycosphaerellales; Mycosphaerellaceae. Gene Ontology annotation, cellular component: membrane. Gene Ontology annotation, biological process: amino acid transmembrane transport. The record is from RefSeq and is a predicted model, not a curated record. Bases 221 to 1945 code for a protein of 574 amino acids.